AUGUUGCGGACGAAGAGGCCGAGCGCGGGGGAGCCACUGGAGGCGGUGGUGGUGGCUGUGGGCGAGGGCAACGUGCGUGGCGGCCUGGCCGGCUUCGAGGAGCCCACCUUCGCCCAACCCACCGGCCAGCUGCUCGCCGCCCUGGGCUCCACCACCUCACCAGGCCACCACGCUGCACCUGCACCUGCUGGCCUUGACCAGCCCUGGAGCCGGUCGUGGCAGGACUGGGACGACGCCGUCGUGGCCACGGCCGUCGGCGCCAUCAAAACCCAGCGAAGCGGCGGCGGAGGCGGCGGAGGUUGGGAGGUGACGAGGGAGGCGGUGGAGGACGGGCUGUCGCUGACAGAUCGCGCGGUGCUGGUGGCACGGUCGGGCCGCAUCACCCGCCACACGGCCGAGCGCACCUGCCAACUGCUCUUCGAGAGGUGCGGUGUGGAUGCGCUGUACGAGGCGCGGUGCUCGGUCUUGAGCGUUUACGCGAACGGGCGCACGACCGGCCUCGUCGUGGACUGCGGCCACGCCUCGUCUUCCGUCCACUUCGUGUGGGAUGGCUUCCAAAUACCGACGAUGUACUCGGAGGCGGGUCGGCAGGUCGAGACAGUGACGCCGGUGGGCGGCGCGGCACUCACGCGGCACCUGGUGCGGCUUCUCAACCAGAAGCACCCCGAGCUCAACCUCACCGAAGCCGACGCCAACCUCAUCAAAGAACACACAGGCACACACACAUCCAUGCCGUGGCGGGUGAGUAUGCACUACGCGCGGGAGGUGGGCCAGUACGAGCAGCGGCUCAGCCAGACGCGUCUGCUGACGUCGCUGCACGAGCGCGAGGGCGAGAGCUAUCUGUCCCUGCUGCCCGCCGAGAUCGUCGCCUGCGUCAACCAGCACGCCCUGCCCCCGACUGCGCCGACGCAAGUCAAUGCGCUGAGCCCCUGUUUAGGCCCUCGCUGCUGCUGGCUCGACCCCCUCGAGGCCCAUGACUGCGACACGCGGGCGCCGCCGCGGACCACGACAGAACGAAAAGCGGAGCAAAAAGAAGAGCAAGAAGAGCAAGAGCAGGAGGAGAAGGGCGGGCUGGGCGCCCUGGCCAAGGCGGCGCGCGACAGUGGGCCGAUGAAGAUGCGCAACGAGAUGAGCGCAAACGUGAUCCUCACCGGCGGCACCUCCAUGUUCCCAGGAAUGGCGGAGAGGCUGGAACGAGCGUUGACCGCCAAUCAUGGAGGCGGGCCACCGCACGCGGUCAAAGUGGUGCAGCAGCCACGCAGAGGCGACCUGGCCUGGGUGGGCGGCUCCAUCCUGGCCUCGCUCUCCACCUUCCAGUCCAUGUGGGUCUCCCGCGACCAUUACCUCGAGCAAGGUGGGUCACCCUCCCCUCCACACACUCCUUCCACCUCACCUCAACGCGUCGUGUUGUGGGUGUGCUGCCGCAUGUGUUAG
Acanthamoeba castellanii str. Neff is the source of this 1434-nucleotide messenger RNA. RefSeq names its product actin subfamily protein. The record is from RefSeq and is a predicted model, not a curated record. NCBI's taxonomy places the organism in Eukaryota, Discosea, Longamoebia, Acanthamoebidae. The transcript is spliced from 7 exons. Bases 1 to 1434 code for a protein of 477 amino acids.